Molecule: messenger RNA, 2010 nt
Organism: Colletotrichum truncatum
Lineage: Eukaryota; Fungi; Ascomycota; Sordariomycetes; Glomerellales; Glomerellaceae
Product: rhamnogalacturonate lyase
Biological process (GO): carbohydrate metabolic process
Molecular function (GO): catalytic activity; carbohydrate binding
Source: RefSeq, a predicted model, not a curated record
AUGCGCGUCUCUUCCCUCCGUCAGGCGGCCUUGGGCGCAGCCCUCGCUGCCGUCCCGGCUGCCGCGGUCCUCAACGCAACUGAGACCUCCAACCGCCUCAUCAUUGCCAACGACCGCCUCUAUGCCGCCAUCUCCAAGCCCGGUGGCUCCGUCGUCGAGCUCACCCUCGACGGCGUCAACCUCCUCGGUACGCCGUCCGGAAGCACCGGUAAGGGCCCUUACCUGGACUGCUACUGCACUCCCGAGGGCUUCUGGACUCCCGGAAACGUCGCCCCGACCUUCGAGCUCUACAAAGGUACCGACUCCUCGGGCACCCCCUACGGCGGUGUCAAGAUGUCCGACACCUACGCCUCGACGGGCCAGGUUCUCGAGCAGUACUGGUUCCUCCGCGAGGGCGAGACCGGUCUGCACAUGUUCAGCCGUGUCGCCUACCACAACGAGGAGAAGCCCUUCCUCCGCAACCUCCAGGAGCUGCGGACGCUCUUCCGUCCCAACGAUCCCAUGUGGACUCACCUCCUGACGAACCCCACGCAGUACGCGCCCCUGCCGUCCAAGGAAGCCGUCUCGAAGCAGGUCGUCGUCCAGGACGCCACCUGGUACCUCGGCAACACCCCCGAGGACGCCUACGUCAAGCAGGAGGCCGACUGGUUCACAAAGUACACUUUCCAGGACACCUGGCGCGACAUUGACGCCUACGGCAUGUUCGCCGACGGCUCCAAGACGGCCGAUGGCUCUACCUUUGGCGCGUGGAUGGUCUUCAACACCCGCGACACCUACUUCGGCGGCCCGCUGCACUCCGACCUGACGGUCGACGGCAUCGUGUACAACUACAUCUCUUCCAACCACCAUGGCGACCAGACCCCCAACAUCACCAACGGCUUCGACCGCACCUUCGGUCCUCAAUACUACCACUUCAACCGCGCCCCUGCCGGCACUGACAUCCUCGAGCUGCACGCCGACGCUGCCAAGCUGGCCAACCCCGAGUGGAACGCCGCCUUCUACGACGAUAUCGCCCACCUUGUGCCCAACUACGUGCCCUCUAGCAAGCGCACGACUUGGAAGCUUCACGUCGACCUUCCCCAGGGUGCCAAGAAGCCCAUUGCCGUGCUCGCCCAGAACGGCGUCGACUUCCAGGACAACGUUUUCGACACCAAGGCCUACCAGUACUGGACUGACAUUGAUGCCGAGGGAUACGCGACGAUCCCCCGCGUCAAGGAGGGCACCUACCGCCUGACCAUCUACGCCGAUGGCAUCUUUGGCCAGUACAUCAAGGAAGACGUCCAGGUCGUCGCCGGCAAGGUGCAGACCACUCAUGCGCGCUGGCGUGAGGAGACCGCUGGUAACGAGGUCUUCCGUAUCGGCACGCCUGACAAGAGCUCUGGCGAGUACCGCCACGGAUACGAGCGCGACGAGACCAAGCCCCUGAAGCCCGAGGAGUACCGCAUCUACUGGGCGCGGUACGACUUCCCCAAGGAGUUCCCCGAAGGUGUGCACUUCAAGGUCGGCGAGAGCGACCCCGCCAAGGACCUCAACUACGUCCACUGGGCCGCCUUUGGUGGAAAGGGCAACUCUAUCCGCCCCGAGAUGUACCUCGGCGACGGCAACGUAAACAACUGGACGUUGACCUUCGACCUCGAGCAGUCCCAGGUUGAGUGGAAGCGUUACGCAACCUUCACGGUCCAGCUGGCCGGCGCGAAGACGGCCGCGGGUAACACGGACGUGUUCAACGCCAGCGAGCCGCACUCCAACCUGAAGUACACUGUCAACGUCAACGGCAAGGACCUGGAGCCGUGGGUGAUCCCCUACCACCACAGCAGCUCCUGCGCCGUGCGUUCCGCCGUCAUCUGCUACAACAUCGCCAACAAGUUUGUCUUUGACUCCAAGCUGCUCAAGGCAGGCCAGAACGAGAUUGUUUUGAGCUUGCCUUACGGGGGCAAGAACUACGAGAGCGCGGUUCUCCCUGAGCCCGUCUACGUGCAGUACGAUGCGCUGAGACUGGAGAUCAAGUAG